Aureobasidium subglaciale EXF-2481 is the source of this 1220-nucleotide messenger RNA. RefSeq lists its product as uncharacterized. The record is from RefSeq and is a predicted model, not a curated record. Gene Ontology annotation, biological process: transcription by RNA polymerase II; RNA polymerase II preinitiation complex assembly. Gene Ontology annotation, cellular component: transcription factor TFIID complex. NCBI's taxonomy places the organism in Eukaryota, Fungi, Ascomycota, Dothideomycetes, Dothideales, Saccotheciaceae. The coding region runs from base 321 to 749 and encodes 142 amino acids. The transcript has 2 exons. Gene Ontology annotation, molecular function: protein heterodimerization activity.
UUGCAAGCUGUAUGGAAGGCAGGACUGUCGGCAACGCCCGGACGGGCAGUCGUAGUUCCAAGUCAGUCACGACAAGCCUCUGGACACCGCUCCUCGACGUCUACGAAUACGUGACAACAUUGCACGACUGGGGUGAAGUGUGUACACGUCUCCCGACUGGAAGCUAGCCUACAGCGACACUCACCUUGGUGAUCCCUCACCACCACUGCACACGAGCACACCACGCGCGCAUUCCAUGCUGGGCCUCCAAGAGCGCUUCAUAGCAUCCUUCGACAGCCUGAUUCCACCACAACCACGACAAUCAACUUCUCACAAACACAAUGGCUGAACCACGCAUGCGCCUCCGCCAAAAAGGCCAACAAUUCUCCAAUCCAGAACUCGCUGGUCUCCUCGAAGCAUUCGGCGACACACAACCCCUCCCCGCAACCCUCACAACCCUCGACGAAAUCAUUACCGACUUCAUCAUCGAAACCUGUCACAGCGCCGCCAUCUGCGCCUCAUACUCGCGCCGUCAAAAGAUCAAGGUCGAUGACUUCAAGUGGGUUCUGCGAAGAGAUGCAAAGAAGCUCGGCAGAGUGACGGAAAUUUUCUUUGCUGAGAAGAUUCUCAAGGAUAACAGAAAGGCUUUCGACAUUGGUACGGGAGAGGGUCUGGUGCAGGGAAAGAAGGGUGCUGUCAAGGAGCUGGGCGUUGAUGACGAGGGAGAAGAGGGUGGCAGGAAAAAGAAGAAGAGAAAGACCGAGGCGUAGAGUGGCCACCGGGGAGGUGAGACGGUCGGAGGGCGACAUUGUUAUCAUUUGGAAUUCUGGUCUUUAGCGAGGAGUUUGAUGGAAAGGUGCAACAAGGGCAUCAACGGGGACAAGGGAAGCAGGAGACACUGCGCUAACAUCACACUUAUGACUUUGACGAAACACACAGAGGUUACCUCAUGAUUGAAAAACGAAAAGUAUAUCUUGACUUGUACAUAACUGAGGUCUAUAAUUCGUCAACGAGCAUGAAGUGUUCCCUUUUUGUGCCUGUCGCUUCUUCAAAAACGCCUUUCAAGCCGAAUCGUCAUGGAAUCCACCCGCUCAAAUGCUGUCUCUUGUUCGUGCUUAAGCAGCGUGCUCGUACUUUUGGGCGUGAGCGGCAAUGGCACGACCACUGGGGUCAGUCUGGUUGGACCAUGUAGGUGUCCAUCUCAUGACGGUCGAGGCGCAGUGAGGGGGGAAGUGCUCGUC